AUGCCAAAAUCAGAAGCUUCAGCCGCAUCAUCACAUUCUAGUGGUGUUUUACAUGGUGGUUGUGAUCAUGACCAUGCUGAUGGACAUGGUCAUAGUCACGGUGGUGAACACCAUGGUCAUUCACAUUCACAUGGACAUAGUCAUGGUGGUGGACACGGACAUAGUCACGGACAUGGUGGAUGUAACCAUGAUCAUGGUGAGGAAGAGGAAGAAGAAUCACAUGAUCAUCACGGACAUAGUCAUGGAGGACAUGGACAUAGUCACGGUCACGGUGGACAUGGACAUAGUCAUGGUGGACAUGGUGAAUGCAAUCAUGAUCAUGAUGAAGAAGAGGAGGAGGAAGAGGAGGAGGAGGAAGAUUAUUCAGAGGAAGUAGAUGAAGAAGAACAGAUUUUAGAUGAAGCAGCAUCACUUUUCACACAAGCAUUGUCAUUGGAUGGUGAAUCGAUUGAAGCUAUCUUGGGACUUGCAUAUAUUGCCGGUCUUAGAAACGAAAACACCGAAUCACAAGAGUUACUCAAUAGAGCAGAGCGUAUCUCACCAGGAGACGAGCGUACCAAAGCACUUAAAGAGGCACUCGCUGAGAAGAUUGAAAGACAAACAAGACAUGAACUACAGAAACAAGAGAAUGCCAACGAAGGUGAUGAUCUAGAGGGUGUAUUACCAGUUGGUCCAGACGUACCAGAUAUGCCAUUCAUCAUUGAGAAAGGAUCAGUUACAAAGAAAUUUAUCGUUACACUUAGAUCUAUUUUCGAUAGAUUCGAUUUAAACAAAGAUAAUUCACUUAGUGUAAAGGAACUGCAAGCAUACUCUCAAUUUGUCAGCAAUCAAACACUAGAUAAGAAUACAAUCAACUUUUUAAUGAAAACAUACGACUCUGACAAGAAAGGUUUGACAUUUACCGGAUUCGUAGAACUCUAUGUCAAUCAAACAAUGACAGAACCAGAAGAAACUAUCAAGGAUUUACAAACAUUGGGAUAUAAUGCAAGACUUGAGAGAAUGGCAUUAUAA
This is a messenger RNA of Heterostelium album PN500, 1011 nucleotides long. RefSeq lists its product as uncharacterized. The coding region runs from base 1 to 1011 and encodes 336 amino acids. The transcript has 3 exons. Lineage: Eukaryota; Evosea; Eumycetozoa; Acytosteliales; Acytosteliaceae. Gene Ontology annotation, molecular function: calcium ion binding; protein binding. The record is from RefSeq and is a predicted model, not a curated record.